AUGCCACCAAAAGGAUGGAGAAAGAACGCUGAUGGCCAGUAUCCACAGCCAAAUAAGGACUCAGAAUUGGUAUCCAUAGAUGAUAUUCUUUUUCCCAAGAGCACGGUGCAAAAGUUGGCCAAAACCAUCAUAAGUGACGAGGAAGGUGGUCACAACAUGAUCAUUGCAAAGGACUCUCUUAUAGCACUUCAAAGGUCAGCCACCGUGUUCGUAUCACAUAUGAUGUUCUAUGCCAGGCAUGUGGCCAAGACUUCAGGCAGGAAAACCAUCAACACCCAGGACGUUUUCCAAGCAUUGGAGAACGCUGAAUUCUCAGGAUUCUUACCUGAAGUAAAGCUGAAAUUAAGUGUAUACGAGAACGCUGUCAACUUGAAGAAGAAGCAAAAGUUGGAGCUCAAGGUUGAUGAAGAAUCAAGUGAUCCUGCUGCUAAGAAAUUGAAGGCUAACCAGGAAAUAGCCAUUGAUAGGACCGAGGAGGAGGAAGCCGAAGAAGUAGAGGUCGAAGAAGAUGAUGAAGAGGAUGUGGCUGAACCUGAAGAUGAGGAUGUGGAUGAGGACGCUACAAAAGAGGAAGUGGAAGAAGUUGAAGUCAAUCCUAUAGCUGCCAUUUCAAAGGACGAGCAAGAGUUACAGGGACCCGAGCUAGAAGAGCCUGCUGAUGAGAAAGACAGCAGCGAUGAAGAAUGA
Molecule: messenger RNA, 687 nt
Organism: Suhomyces tanzawaensis NRRL Y-17324
Lineage: Eukaryota; Fungi; Ascomycota; Pichiomycetes; Serinales; Debaryomycetaceae
Gene: DPB4
Product: DNA polymerase epsilon noncatalytic subunit
Exons: 1
Coding region: 1-687 (228 amino acids)
Biological process (GO): heterochromatin formation; DNA damage response; leading strand elongation
Cellular component (GO): CHRAC; epsilon DNA polymerase complex
Molecular function (GO): chromatin DNA binding; protein heterodimerization activity
Source: RefSeq, a predicted model, not a curated record